This is a messenger RNA of Xyrichtys novacula (pearly razorfish), 5295 nucleotides long. The record is from the annotation of a GenBank genome assembly. Lineage: Eukaryota; Metazoa; Chordata; Actinopteri; Labriformes; Labridae.
AUCUUGCAGAGGAGUACAAUGUCAUAUUAGGCAGGGAAGGCUUAGAAGAGCAGGAAAUUGCAGGCAGACGACUUGAAAAUGAAGUUUGGCAAGAUUUAUGUGAAGUGGGAGCAGGGUCAGGUGGGAAAUACUGAGUCCAAAGCAGGAGGAGGAGGUGGUGGAGGAGGAGGGGGAAGUUGGAGAUGAAGUAGAGGUGGGGGUUAGGGGGGGAUCUGCAGGGACAAAGAGAAGCUGGGCAGGUGUACAGAGUCUCAUUCUCCUCGGUCAUGACCGGAGCUCCAUGCCGAUAUCUGUGAGCAGGGAGCAGACCGAGUGAGGUGCCGUCACGGGACACAGGAUGGUGAAGUGUUGGAAAUGUUCGGACAACUGCCUGGAGGACGCUCAGUGCACGGUAAGCAGGACAGCAAAUCCUGACUGACUGAGGAAAGGAUGUUUGGAUUCUUGAUCACACGCAAAUGAAUUAACUUGUGAUAAGGCAUGUGAGGUAUAAGAUACUGCUCAACAUGCUUGUCAAUGGUUCUCAUGUGUUGUAUACAGGAUGGGGGCUCUGCUGUGUCCCCCCAGUCCCGCUUUCCACACAAGGCAUUCUGGUUAAGCCUCUCUGCCUCUCUGCUCGUCAUCAUCAUUGUCCUCAGUGUAACAGGGCACCUCAGGCUGCCAACACCUCACUCUCAGGUAUAUGACUGCUACUGUCCUUGAUAAUAUUCACUCAGUCAGAUUCUGAGUAAAUAUUUAUCCGUGAGUCUGCUUUUCUAGUCUUCACAGAUCAUCCGGAUCAUGAUGCCAGAUCAGAGUGGAGCUCUGAUAAACCAGUCAGCUGUCGUAGACCAGGAGAAUGACCUGGUGACGUUUUCUGUGACUUCACAUGCAAAUCAGACUUCAACUGUGCUCUUCGAUAUCAAACACGUACGUCUGAGCUUUUGUUACUUUGAAAGAAUCACAGAAAUAAGGCAAAACUAGUUCAACAGAUCGUAGAGGGAAUAACAUCUGAUUGGUGCUAUCGUUUCUCAGGGUUUAAUAUGUUACAAACCGAUGGAACAGCAGAGCUGCUUCCUGCGAAAGAUGGAGAAGUCUGACUAUGACAACAUGCACUCCCUUCUUCAGGAGUUCACACACAAGGUAAGAAGAGGCAGCAACCAUUCAACAGGUACUCAGCAGUCAUAUUGUACAAAGUGACGCUUAAAGAUUACAGAGAGAUCAGAAAAAGUGUUAUGACCUUUAAACAACCACAGGAAGACACAAAACCAGCCACAAAAGGACUUAAAAGAGAUGUCGAAAAUCCGCAAAGAGAUGCAAAACAAUUGCAAGAAUCCAAUAAGUUUAGAGUGAGUAUAAAAAAACUACAAAGAGACACACGACUUCAGAGAGACUUAGCAAAUAUUAAAGACAGUCACAAUAACCACAAAGAUGUACAAAAUAACCUCAGACAAAUCAAAAGGUAUUUGCAAUGUAGCACAAAGGGGCACGGUCUUCAAAAAUACAAAUAACAACAAAGGACAAAAAGGUGCAAAAUAAAUUCAAAAGACAACACACAGAAACUAUGAAGAAGCACAAAAUACUCAAAACAGAGAUUAAAAAAGAAAGGAAAAACAACAACCACAAAGAGACAAAGAUGAUUUCUAGAAGAUUUAAAAUCAUGAUAAUCACAAACAACCUUAAGAGAACGAUGGGAAGAGACAAAAUUAUCAUAAAAAAACAUACAUGACUGAAAUCCAACACAAAGAGACUACAGAAGAGCAACAACAAAAGAUAAACUAUGAAACACAAUUGCAAAACUACUUAAAUGAUACAACACAAAAUCAGAAAUGACUUCAAACACAUUAAAAUGACCACAAAACAUGAGGUAUUACAACAGAGAUUAAUUAACCAUCACAAGGAAGAACUUCAAAAAGACACUGAAAAAACAUCGAGCUAGAAACCACAAAAGACAACAACAACAAAAAGACACCAGAUGACCACUGAGUAAAUGAAAAGCUAGAUGUACAUACAAUUUAAAGUCAUACGCAAACGAUUUUAAAGACAAAAACAAUCAGGGUCAAACUGCAGAGAUAAAAACAAAACCAAAAAACAACUUAUGAGAGGUGCAAAACAACUGAAGAGACAUCGAUGACAGAAAAAUUAAAAAACAACUUUAAUUUCACAACCUCAGUAAGAUUUGAUUUCAAAGAGACACAAAAUGACCGUAAUAAUAUGUUGAAAACCACAAAAUAAAAUUCACCAAUAACAACACUUUGUGCAGUUUGAGGGGUGUCUUGAUGAAGACAGGGAGACCUUUUCUUUCUCAAAAUCCUUUGGUCUCUUUAAUUGCAUGAAGGAUAUUGGAGACCAUCGAGCUACACAUGAAAAGGGCAAAUUAAGUAAAAGAGAGGAGCAGUUGCCCUUUUGCCUCUCCCUGGUGUUUUUAAAGCCCCACUAAUGUGUGAACUGGCAUUUCUGACUGUGACUCAUACCUUUACCCCACUGAGCCAGCUCCUGCUGGGGUUCUUAGGUUUUGCAUGACUUCCCUGCUGCUCUUACAAAGAGAGAGGUUAAGCGUACCAGUCCUUAAAGAGCAGUAUAGUCGUCUUCUCUUGCCUCCACGGCUGAAUUCCUCUACACAUCUGAUCCCUCCAGGCCCCCUCAGCGUGCCCAGUAUCUCCUUACAGGAGGCUGCGACAGUGAGCCUUAACACCAGAGCGGGGCACAAUGGCCACUCUGUAUCGGAGCUUUUAAGCUUUUAAGACGCCUCUGUUGGAUUAAAAUACAGCCUGAUGUGUUGGCUAGUCUGGGAAGGGCCUGCUUUGUGGUAAAUUCUUGGAUCUCUGAUGCCAAAGUCCUUAAUUAGACCUGAAUUGAGCUCAGUUGCCGUAGGAUAUGAUUUAUGUACCACAAUCUUAAUACCUAAUUAUGACUGGGCAACAAGAACGGGUGAAUGAAUGCUGCUGUGGCUUUAAUAGAGACUAAAGAUGUGAUCUGAGACCUUGCAGGGGGCUCUGUUUCCCCACCUUAUCUUUUUGAGCACAAUAGUCCAUUUCCACGCAUCAAAAGCUUCAGUUGAGUAUUCGUGAUCCUGUCUGGUGGUGCCCCACAUCUCAACCAGCCCUACAGCAUUCAAACUGAGCUGUUGAUUGUGGUCAUUUCAUCAAUAACAGAAGGGAUAGGGAUAGUCCCUCUUUUCUGCGGCACAAUAGUCCCCUUGGUUAGAAAACGCGUUGCUACGUAACCUAGAGUUUUAAGCACCUUAAGUGGUUCACUAUCAGAGCCAAUCAGAGCUGUAAGUGGUGCAAUUACACAGACUUUGUGACAAGCAAGAGUGCAAAUGUCCGACUAUGUUGAUGUGAUUGGUCAAGAUAUCAGGCUAACAGCUGCUGAAGUUCGGUCUUUCUUUGUUGGUUCAAAAUGUGAAUGUACUGUAUAAGACUGCAGCUCAUUUAUUCCUGUGCUCUGUCUUCAUAAGAGUCACUUCCAGCUGUCUGCAAAUGAGACACAGAGACAGAAGGAGUUCCUGGGAGUGCUAGCAGACACUCAGGUGGACUUGUCCACACUGGAGGAGCCUCUUCAGGCUCUGUGCCACGACAGAACCAUCCACUGGACCAGGAGGGUUGAAGGUGAGGACACGCACGGUAUUAAUUUAGUCCCUCUCACACUGUCCUGCUGCAGUGACAGAUUUACUGAAGAACAAAACUUUGAUUUUGCUGUUUUGUCCUCUUUGACUGUAUUUUUGAUUUCUGACACCCCGAAGCAGUAUCCUCCACAUCUUUGCUGAGCUCUCCUGUACAUGUAUCGGUAAUUCCAGGUUUUGCUGUGAAAAAUGUUGAGAGUAAAACUUCCGGCUGAGCAAAACACAUCUAUAAGACAUCUAGUUUUUUCUUAGACCUAAUUGCAACCAUCUAGAUUCUGUAUAUUUUUAGACAGAAUUUAUACGUUGCACUUUAACCCAUUAUUCGAUAACUAUUUAUUUCAAAAAGCAACUGUGAGUUGCAUAACUGAUCACCAAGUACGUAAAAAAAUAAUUAUGAUAGCCGUUGAGCAAUAUACAGUGUAGUAUAUAUAUAGCCCAGACUUAGACUUAGUCUAAACUUGGUCUAAAUUUAGAUGUCUAAAAAAACCAUUCAUUUUUAGACCUGUGGUAGCCUGAUUUUAGACCAGUCAUCUAGGCUACAUUUAGACGUCUAUUAGACCUCUUUCAGACCAGGGUCUCAAGGAUUGUUUGUCAGGGUUCAAAGCUCACACCUACCUCCUUAUGUGGGUGACAGACAUUAGCAAUAAUGAUACAGAAAUUGUCGGUUUUCUCCUCAAUAGUCUUGGAUGCUUUGUGGGUCAUAAAAAGACAUCAAUGUUAAUUUUAAUGUUUCAUACUCAAUUAAACAAACAGUGUUUUCCUCAUGUAGACUUAAAGGGUGAGGAUUACUCCUAUAGUACUAUUAUGCUCUACUAGCCAGAUGUAAACAACCCAGAUGGUGGAUGGCAUCUUGUUACACAGCAUGGAUUUGCAGUGUUUGGUUCAGUUUCUUUUAGGUAGUCUCUGCUUAAAUUAGCAUUCAACCACUGGACUGGUUUACCUUUUACCAGUACAGAUAUGUGGACAUAAAUCCACAAAGAGGAAUUAAGUCCAGUUGGACUUAAACUUCAGUUGUCUGCUGGGGCAUAUUGCACAGUCAGUUUAGUUUGCAUGACCAAAACAGACCCCCAAAAUUUGUUAGGAUUUUCUCUGAUUUGUGAAUAUCAUUUCCUGUAAUUCUGUAUCUUGCCUAAGAUUUCGUCCCUCCUCCUGAGCCUCUGUUGUUUUUGUGUUUUUUUUUUUCAGGUCUAGGUAAACAGAGACUGGUCUAUUUCUGCAUCGACAUCUGCUUUCCCAGUAACAUCUGUGUCUCUGUGUGUUUCUACUACCUACCAGAGUGAUUGAGCUACUCUCCUUUCCUCCUCCCAGCAAAAGAUCAGGGAAACAAAGUUGUCUUUUUAGCCCCUCUAAAAAAAAAAAAAAGAAAAAGAACAAAAAGCAGCUUUGGCAGUUUUCUCUGAGCCAUACAGCUGCCAGUAAACCAGUGAAGCAGCCAACACUCCCAGUCCAUUUUCCAUCCUUCCAAGAGAGAGAGAGAGGAGACGGAGACAGGCUGUCAGGGUUAUCGCAAGAGCCCCUUCACCACUCCCUUCAUGUGUAAUACCCUCUCUGGUGGCACGCUUCAGAGAUUAUAGAAGAAAGAUCCCCUUUUCUGUGUUUCCUGUGAUCCACUGCUGCACUGUCAUUAUGUGUAACUGUUCCCUUUGCAACAAGAGUGUUUCAUACUGUUCAAUAAAGGGCUGUGGUGUAUAUUU